AUGGCCCUCCAAAUUUCACCCGCAAUUCUGCGACGAGCAGCUCAAGAGGAGAACAACUAUGAACCUAUGUCUAUUGCAGUGGUGAUUAGUUGCUUUACCUGUCUUUCACGCCAACCUGGCUACGAAGUGUUGUAG
Molecule: messenger RNA, 135 nt
Organism: Chondrus crispus (carragheen)
Lineage: Eukaryota; Rhodophyta; Florideophyceae; Gigartinales; Gigartinaceae
Exons: 1
Coding region: 1-135 (44 amino acids)
Source: RefSeq, a predicted model, not a curated record